This is a messenger RNA of Caenorhabditis auriculariae, 1663 nucleotides long. The record is from the annotation of a GenBank genome assembly. NCBI's taxonomy places the organism in Eukaryota, Metazoa, Nematoda, Chromadorea, Rhabditida, Rhabditidae.
AUGAGCUCAAAAAAGCAAGUACAAAUGGAAAAGCGCGAGCUUCAUUUCCUGUCUGACGUCGGAAUGUUGCAACGGAGUCGACAAGGAUUGUUCCCAUGGUUAUCUUGACGGCACUUGUACUCUUCCCUAAAAUACAAUCUCGCAGACUCAUCCACAGCCUUGAUCUUGCUAUGCUUCUUCUCGCAGCCCUUAUCCAAUUCCACGUUCUUGUUGCGUCUGAUGACGAAAAUUCGUUCGUGCGUAGGUUAUUCUGAACAUCUUUCCUAAUGAGAAGUCAUCAGUGUUUACUUCAGCUUCUCACCCAAAGGAGACUCGCAUUUCAACCAACUUUUCAUCAGGAGACUUUUUUUUUCUUCGGAAACCAACAAGACAUUUCUAGCUGAGCAUUUUUCACAGAUUGGACAGGAUAUCGAACAGAUUUUCCUCAAAAUACGUGCACCUUUAAAGCCAAUAAGGUAAAGUUCUAGUCAAUUUUUUCCUACUUGGAAGGCGAUAUGGGCAAGUUGACGAGGGUGUCUUUUUGCUGUCGCGACACGCUUUUCGGCGAGAAACUUGAGGUCUAAGGCGAGCACUUUUUUUUUGAUUUUUUCUCAUAGUUUUUCUAUUUUUACGAUGUGUUACGAAAUUUAGUUGAGGAUCAAGGUAUAAAAACUCUUUUUUUCAAUCUUAUUUUCCACGAUUGCGUUUGACCUCAACUUUCACGCCGAUAGCGACCGCAACAAUGCACUCGUCAUCUUGAUCAUAUCGUUUUUCAUGUGGGGGAAACAUUCCCUUGACAAGUUGAAAAAUAAAAUUCUUAAUAGAUCAGUUCACAUGGGCUCAUUUCUUUUGAAUGACAAGUGAAAAUUUUGAUGGAAAUAUUGAACUUAGACUGAUGAGCUGGUUCACUUAUCUUGUCCGAAACUUGAUAUUUGAUGCAUUAGGUAAUUCCUCAGAUGUUUUGAUCCGAGCAGGUAUCACCGCCGAAACUACUACUGGGCGAGGUACUACAAUCCUCCAAGGACCACCGAAGAAUCAACGCUCAUUUGUGAUUACAAUUUGACUCUUGAAACUCUCUAUCCCAAAGUAAGAGAAGUAAGAGAACUGAUCAAACUGUUCCUCAAGGUGGUCUACGCCGACAUGCAGGCUGCGGACAUGAUGACGUUUGAGUGCAGCGUCGGAACUUCCUGCUGCGGCUUGGACUGUUGCCAGAGCAACCUUUUCACCUUCCUCACACUGUAAGUUUUGAUACUCCAUGGAAAGCAUAAUUUUAGCGGUUCAGGGGAGUUUUUACAGUCGUCUUGACGGGAGCUGUUUUUUUCUACCGAGGGUUCGUUUUUUUUUUUGCGGUCAACGGUUUUAUAAAACGCGUGAAGUUGUGAUAAAAAGCCUGAGAUUUGUUACGAAAUUUUUUGAAUGCGAAUCGCUGUUUACGAGGUUUAGUCAGCGAGAAACUUGCUGAAAUUCGAAAAAAUUUCAAAAAUUUUCAUAAUUCGCUCUGACAAAACAAUCUCAGAGGCGACGUGAUGGAAGGCGUUCGAAGAGAAUCGGAAUCAGUGCCAACGGCCCUUUCUGCUAUGGCUUCUUCUGCUCAAAAUGCCUUCGUGAGGUCCGCAAACCAGAAUCUUUUAGGAGUUCGAGUGGUUAGUCAAUAAAUUCGACUUUUCUUUCGUUCAGCUCGUGA